AUGACAUGGCUGACCCUCCUCGCGGGGACGAUCCUCGUCUGGCUGAUCUGGAACCUGUCCAGCCUAUGUAGAAACUACAUAUCCGCCCGCAAAGUCCAGGCGCCAACCUUCAUCAUCCCCUGGAACAUCUACAAUCCAAUAUGGAUGAUACUCUCGGUGCCGCUGGCACCAUACCUGCAGAGAUACCUGCCAACGGCGUGGUACCGGACGAUCAACAUGGGGAUCUACGGGUUCGAGUUUCGCAGCAAGGAGAACGUGUUUGGCGAUGACAAGGAUAACGAUGUCGUCGUGCUGGUCACUUCUGGGCCCGUCGAGAUGUCGAUUCGCGAUCCCGAGCUGGCGACGGAGAUUCUCAAGAGGAUGAAAGACUUCCCCACCACGGAGAUCGCGGGCGUUAUUUUGAACGUGUUUGGGCCGAAUGUCCUCACUAGUAAUGGGGAGGAUUGGUCGAGGCAGAGGAAAUUGAUCGCUCCCAAUCUCAAUGAGAAGAUCAGCAAGCUCGUCUUCGGCGAGUCCACCUCUCAGGCACGACAGAUGCUCUCUUCAUACGUGGACGAUUUCCAGGGCGUGACCGACGACACGAUGCGUGGCAUGAAAGCGAUCGCGCUCAACGUACUCGGAACCGUUGGAUUCGGAAUAUCCCGACCAUGGAAGAAAGGGAAAGACGAAAAGCCCGAAGAGGGUUUCAAGCUGACGUACAUGGACGUAGUGUGGACGUUAGUUGAAAACAUCGUCGAGGCCGCCAUAAUGCCUACGAAGCUGCUCACCUCGCCACUUUUCUCGCCUCCAUGGCACGCCAUCGGGCACGCCAAGGUCGAGUUUCCAAUUCACACCAGGAGGAUGCUGGAGCGUGAGAGGACGCGGCAGAAUACGUCCUCCGAGACCAGCAGUAAUCUGAUGAGUAUGAUUGUCAGACUUGUGGAUGAGACCGCUUCGGGAGGUGGCAAUGACACAAAUGAUACCGUUGACGAGAAGAACGUCAAGAAGAAAUCGUUGUCGAUGAGUGAGGAAGAAAUCCUGGGGAAUUUGUUCGUCUUCACCGCGGCCGGAUUCGACACCACGGCCAAUACUAUGGCAUAUGCCCUUGCACUUCUCUCCACAUACCCCGAAUGGCAAGACUGGCUAUACGAAGAGAUAUCUGCCGUGCUUUCAGACAAAGACAUGGACAGCCUUGAUUACAAUGAAAUAUUUCCCAAACUUCCGCGGUGUCUGAGUUUGAUGACAAAUCAAGCACCAGGACGUGACGGUAACGACGCCGGGAGGUAA
Exophiala bonariae is the source of this 1266-nucleotide messenger RNA. RefSeq lists its product as uncharacterized. NCBI's taxonomy places the organism in Eukaryota, Fungi, Ascomycota, Eurotiomycetes, Chaetothyriales, Herpotrichiellaceae. The coding region runs from base 1 to 1266 and encodes 421 amino acids. The transcript has 3 exons. The record is from RefSeq and is a predicted model, not a curated record. Gene Ontology annotation, molecular function: oxidoreductase activity, acting on paired donors, with incorporation or reduction of molecular oxygen; iron ion binding; heme binding.